AUGGAUCUCACUACCACUCUCCCCGCCGAGAUACUCGCACAUAUCUUCGCCUGCGUACAGGCCGUCGAUCCCAUGACCGGCAACCGAGACGACGCGCCAGGCUGGACGCGUGUCACCGCUGUCUGUAGUAGAUGGCGGCAUGUCGUCAUCGCAGAGGCGGCUCUGUGGGCACACUGGACACCUGAGCUAUGCCUGUUUGGCGGGGGACUCGAGAUGUUCAUCGCACGCAGCAAAAGUGCUCUAGUCAGCGUAUCAACCGGAAAAUCUAGAUCAUGUAGCCAGAGGUUUCGCCUCCUCGAAACGCUGGUCAAACACGUCAAUCGCGUCCGCGCCCUGUCUCUAUCUUGCGUCGACACGGAUCACGAUCUAUACCUUGUGCCUAUUAAGAUCGUAACAGACAACUCCUUUGAAUUUCUGGUAUCCUGUCAUGUGCAGAUUGACUAUCUCUUCCCGGAGGACAUAAAGGUCCCCUUAGUCCUAUUCCGAGGACAAGCGCCCCGUCUUCGACACCUUGUCUUGGACUUUCGCCUGCUAUCACUCGAUGUCCUUGACUGGACAUCGUCGAUCUUCAACAACCUUAUCUCUCUCGACCUAACGAUGCUACGCGAGCAGUACAUCUUUGACACGGCGGACAUUGUGAACCCCCUCCGACGAAUGACGAAUCUCUCUCUGCUUGCAAUCGAACACUGGGAAGACUUUGACACGCAUAGCGAAGACGAGGACGAGGCGGAACACGGGGGCCUGGACGCCAACGUCUCAGCAAGAGCCGGUAUCAGUGCUCGCGCGUCCGGCGAUCCCAUCGCCGUCCUGCCUUGUCUGAAGCUGUUUGUCAUCGUCGCACGACCUGACUACUUCCGUCGCUUCUUGCCCAAUAUCUUACUACCACCGUCCGCUUCUGUAGCGCUCGCAUCUCGCCUUGUCGCACGGAACGCGUUGUCGUUUCAGGACUACGAAGCCCUCUCCCGGGGUUUGUUAUCGGACAGCCGCACCGCAAAAGUCGCACCAUAUCGCGCAGCAUACCUAGCUUUCGACACCUGGCCACGAGAGUGCGUUAUCCUCAAGUGCACGCACGAGCCACUCCCGAGCAGCGCCUAUCCCGGACAACAUCCGCGCAGCGUAUUCCAUGCUAAAGAAAGGCAUUACAGCGACAACUAUGAUCUAUCGCUUCACCUCGCAGAGCCACACAUAUCCAACUUUCUCCCCCACCUAUUCGCGGAUCAUGUUACAAUGUUGACAUUGAACAAACUUCCGAGCAAUCUGAACGCACGUCUGCUACGCCCCUUCACCGGGGUUACGCAUCUCCGUAUCCUAGGUCCGCUCAGCAAGUCAACUCUAUCCUUUCUCUUCGAACCAGAAGACCUCGUCCUUCCAGCCUUACAGGAGAUCGACUUUGCGGACAUUCGCGGUCUCAAAGACCUCCUUGCCUACUUCAAGUUUGGAUCACGCCAUGGUUGGCAUCACUUCUGGGCCCUCGAGAGGAUUCUCAGCGUGCGAAGAGAAGAAGGACACCCUCUCAGAAGUGUAUAUGUGCACGUGCAGGACGAGAGUCAGCUCGUCAAUGAGGGUUGCCUGAAGGAUGUGGGGUUCGGUAAUUGGAAGUUGGACAAAAUGCGCUCGGCUCUUGCGCUAUUGGAUGACUUUGAUGAGGUUCAGAUUGUUGAGAAAGACAUUGACGUGUUCCUGAAGGACUCUUGA
Messenger RNA from Peniophora sp. CBMAI 1063, 1695 nucleotides. The record is from the annotation of a GenBank genome assembly. NCBI's taxonomy places the organism in Eukaryota, Fungi, Basidiomycota, Agaricomycetes, Russulales, Peniophoraceae.